UAAAAUACAUACAUUUCCUAAUCAGUGAAAGAAUGCUAACACUAUUCGUGUUGUUAUUAUUUCAUUUUUAGAAGAAUGUACAUGAUAAAUAACAAGUAGUAUUGACUGUGGCUCUGUGCUGGAGAUUGAGUUGCUGAACACUUAUGAGAUCAUUAAUAAUGGAAAAUGUUGAAUAAUUGUGUUUGUGUACAGAACAUUAUUGUUUAUUAGGCUGUUUGUUUGUUUGUUGUUUGAUUGUUUUUGUUUGUUUUACCAGGGAAGUUAUGUACCACACUUUAAUUAUGAUUACUGCAGACUCUAAAUGUUGUGCAGUGUUUUGUAAGCUUUAACUGUAGAUUAAUAUCUAGAAUGUGUGUUUAUAUAUAAUCAGCAGAACUGAUUCUGGGAGCUUCAUUUAGAGAUCAGAAUAUUUACCAGACUUCAAGUCGUGCAGCUGCUGAACCUGUUUAAGUCUGUAAUUCCAUGUGCCUGUGAAUGUGGUUCAACCUGUUUUACUUCUACAGAAGUGAAAGACUUCCUGAAGCCUCAGCACCUUUUUAAAAGUGCGUCUGAGCAAACUCAAAGAUCAAGAAACAGCGAGAUUAAUGCCAACGCCACAACGCUUCACUGUCGAGUAAAGUGAAAAUGGAUCACGCUAAUCCUGAGCAACCUGCUGGAUCUCUGCAGUUCAAAAAGAGUGACACCAAGGAAAAGAUAUCAGACUCUUCAGGACCCAGCAGUUCCUCCAUGAACAGUGAUGUGUUUAAAGAACCUCCAGCAGAUCCCUCAGCUACACACAGAGAGAGCAGUACAACAGAGGUAAAGAGAUCAGACUCACCAGUACCCAGCUGUGUGUCCAUGAAGAGUGAUCAUUCUAUGGGUUUACCACUAACAUUUAAAGAGAAGAGAGAAUUCACACCAGAAUGUGUCCUGCAGCGAGCAAGAGAGAAAACACAACAGAUCAUAAUCACAGAUACAGGGUGUAAGUCUGUAAGCACUGAACCUCAUCUUCAGGAGAGAUGCAAAUUAAAUCUGAUAAAGAAGUUUCAGCAUGUAAAUGAGGUGAUAACAAACCAGGGAAACCCAACACUUCUGCAUGAGAUCUACACAGAGCUCUACAUCACAGAAGGAGACAGUGGAAAAGUCAAUAAUGAACAUGAGGUGAGACAGAUCGAGGCAGCAUCCAGGAGAGCAGCAACAGAGGAAACACCAAUCAAAUGCAAUGACAUCUUUAAGCCCUUAUCUGAAGAAGACAAACCCAUCAGGAGCGUUCUGACAAAGGGAGUCGCUGGCAUUGGAAAAACAGUCUCUGUGCAGAAAUUCAUUCUAGACUGGGCUGAAGGGAAAACAAAUCAGGAUGUCCAUCUCAUAUUUCCACUUCCUUUCAGAGAGCUCAAUUUAAUGAAGGAUCGAAACCUGAGUCUGAUGGAGCUUCUUCAUUUCUUUUAUAAGGAGAUAAAAGAAACAAACAUUUCCAGCUUGGACAAAGUUCUGUUCAUUUUUGAUGGUUUGGAUGAGUGUCGUUUCCCUCUGGAUUUCCAGAACACAGUGAGGUUGUGUGAUGUAACUGAAUCAGCAUCAGUGCAUGUGCUGCUGAUAAACCUGAUCAAAGGGAAUCUGCUUCCCUCUGCUCUCAUCUGGAUCACCUCCCGACCAGCAGCAGCUGAUCAAAUCCCCCCUGAGUGUGUCCAUCGAGUCACAGAGGUACGAGGGUUCAAUGACCCACAGAAGGAGGAAUAUUUCAGGAAGAGGAUCAGUGAUCAGAGCCUGAGCAACAGAAUCAUCAGACACCUGAAGUCAUUAAGAAGCCUCUACAUCAUGUGCCACAUCCCAGUCUUCUGCUGGAUUUCAGCCACUGUUCUAGAGAGAAUGUUGGGUGAAGCAGAGAGUGGAGAGAUCCCCAAGACUCUGACUCAAAUGUACACACACUUCCUCAUCAUUCAGACAAACGUCAUAAAGAAAAAGUACAGAAAGAGCAGAGAGACAGAUACAGAGAUGGUUCUGAAACUGGGUAAACUGGCUUUUCAGCAGCUGAUGAAAGGCAACAUGAUCUUCUAUGAGGAAGACCUGAUGGAGUGUGGCAUUGAUGUGACAGAAGCAUCAGUGUAUUCAGGUGUGUGUACACAGAUCUUCAGAGAGGAGUUUGGGCUUCACCAGAGUAAAGUGUACUGCUUUGUUCAUCUGAGCAUUCAGGAACACCUCGCAGCUCUAUAUGUGCACCUGACAUUCAUGAAUAAAAAGAGAAAUGUUUUUAAAAAGCCAGCCUUGCUGAUAUUUAGGCUAAAAGUUACAAUCUCAGAUGUCCACAAGUGUGCUGUAGAUCAGGCUUUACAGAGUGAAAAUGGACAUCUGGAUCUUUUCCUUCGCUUUCUUCUGGGUCUCUCACUGGAGUCCAAUCAGAUCCUCUUACAAACCAUAGUGACACAGACAGGAAGUAGCUCCCACAGUAACCAGGAAACAGUUCAUUACAUCAAGAAGAAGAUCAGAGAGAAUCCCUCAGCAGAGAAAUCCAUCAAUCUGUUCCACUGUCUGUAUGAACUGGAUGAUCAUUCUCUAGUUGAGGAAGUCCAACACUACCUGCAAUCUGGAAAUUUACAACAAAGCGAACUUUCUUCUUCUCAGUGGUCAGCUGUGGUGUUUGUGUUACUGACAUCAAUGCAGGAACAUGAUGUGUUUGUCCUUAAUAAAUAUACCAACAAACACUGUACAUCAGACGAGGUUCUUCUGAAGCUCCUGCCUGUGGUUGCAGCAUCCAGAAAAGCUCAGUUUAAUGAUUGUGACCUAAAUGAGGAAAGUUGUGCAGCUUUAGCCUCAGUGCUCAGCUCUGAAUCCUCCAAUCUGAGAGAACUGGAUCUGUCUAAGAUUAAACUCAGAGACUCAGGAGUGGAGUGUCUCUCUGCUGGACUGGAGAAUCCUCACUGUAAACUGCAGACACUGAGGUUGUGUAAUUGUGGUGUCUCAGAUGAAGGCUGUUCUGCUCUGACUUCAGCUCUGAGAUCAAACCCCUCACACCUGAGAGAACUGGAUCUGUCUUGGAAUAAAGUCAGAGACUCAGGAGUGAAGCAUCUCUCUGCUGUACUGGAGAAUCCUCUCUGUAAACUGGAGACACUGAGGUUGCGUUAUUGUGAUGUCUCAGAUGAAGGCUGUGCUGCUCUGACUUCAGGUCUGAGAUCAAACCCCUCACACCUGAGAGAACUGGAUCUGUCUGGGAAUAAACUCAGAGACUCAGGAGUGAAGCGUCUCUCUGCUGUACUGAUGAAUCCUCACUGUAAACUGGAGACACUGAGGUUGCGUUAUUGUGAUAUCUCAGAUGAAGGCUGUGCUGCUCUGACUUCAGCUCUGAGAUCAAACCCCUCACACCUGAGAGAACUGGAUCUGACUGGGAAUAAACUCAGAGACUCAGGAGUGAAGCAUCUCUCUGCUGUACUGGAGAAUCCUCACUGUAAACUGGAGACACUGAGGUUGCGUUAUUGUGAUAUCUCAGAUGAAGGCUGUGCUGCUCUGACUUCAGCUCUGAGAUCAAACCCCUCACACCUGAGAGAACUGGAUCUGUCUGUGAAUAAACUCAGAGACUCAGGAGUGAAGUGUCUCUCUGCUGUACUGGAGAAUCCUCACUGUAAACUGGAGACACUGAGGUUGUGUAGUUGUGAUAUCUCAGAUGAAGGCUGUGCUGCUCUGACUUCAGCUCUGACAUCAAACCCCUCACACCUGAGAGAACUGGAUCUGUCUGGGAAUAAACUCAGAGACUCAGGAGUGAAGAGUCUCUCUGCUGUACUGGAGAAUCCUCACUGUAAACUGGAGACACUGAGGUUGUGUAGUUGUGAUAUCUCAGAUGAAGGCUGUGCUGCUCUGACUUCAGCUCUGAGAUCAAACCCCUCACUCCUGAGAAAACUGGAUCUGUCUGUGAAUAAACUCAGAGACUCAGGAGUGAAGCGUCUCUCUGCUGUACUGGAGAAUCCUCACUGUAAACUGGAGACACUGAGGUUGUGUAGUUGUGGUGUCUCAGAUGAAGGCUGUGCUGCUCUGACUUCAGCUCUGAGAUCAAACCCCUCACACCUGAGAGAACUGGAUCUGACUGGGAAUAAAUUCAGAGACUCAGGAGUGAAGCAUCUCUCUGCUGGACUGGAGAAUCCUCACUGUAAACUGAAGACACUGGGGUUGUGUAGUUGUGAUAUCUCAGAUGAAGGCUGUGCUGCUCUGACUUCAGCUCUGAGAUCAAACCCCUCACACCUGAGAGAACUGGAUCUGACUGGGAAUAAAGUCAGAGACUCAGGAGUGAAGCGUCUCUCUGCUGGACUGGAGAAUCCUCACUGUAAACUGGAGACACUGAGGUUGUGUAGUUGUGAUAUCUCAGAUGAAGGCUGUGCUGCUCUGACUUCAGCUCUGAGAUCAAACCCCUCACACCUGAGAGAACUGGAUCUGUCUGGGAAUAAACUCAGAGACUCAGGAGUGAAGCGUCUCUCUGCUGUACUGGAGAAUCCUCACUGUAAACUGGAGACACUGAGGUUGUGUUAUUGUGAUGUCUCACAUGAAGGCUGUGUUGCUCUGACUUCAGCUCUGAGAUCAAACCCCUCACACCUGAGAGAACUGGAUCUGUCUGGGAAUAAAUUCAGAGACUCAGGAGUGAAGCGUCUCUCUGCUGUACUGGAGAAUCCUCACUGUAAACUGAAGACACUGGGGUUGUGUUACUGUGAUAUCUCAGAUGAAGGCUGUGCUGCUCUGACUUCAGCUCUGAGAUCAAACCCCUCACACCUGAGAGAACUGGAUCUGUCUGGGAAUAAUCUCAGAGACUCAGAAAAGAUGCAGCUCUUCAGACUUAAACUACAGGACUUCAGGUUAUGAAGAAUUUUCAUUUGAUGCAGAUUCCAGAGAAGAUAUUUUUAAUGAAAUGUGCUCGACUCACAGCGGCAUUUCCUGAACUUUUUCUCACACUGAGAAAUAAUCUGAAUUAAAUGUAACAUUUCCACAAAGUGUAAGCGCAGACAGUGUGUCUAAGAUCUAAAGAACCUGUGCUUGCUUGGUGUGAUUCUUCAUCAUCAUAGGACUUUACAGAGUGGUGUUGCAGCACUACUAUCAGGAAUAAACACUUACUGAAGAUCAAUUCUUUAUUUUUAUUAUUACACAAUUCCACUGUUAUACCCUACAGAAUCCAGACAUCAUGGCAGAACUCAGGUUCUGGUUAAGGUUCUAGUUGCUCUGGUCUACAUUCCAGCCCAUGUCUUCCACCACCCCACCACUCUAUCACAUCAUCUGGUUGGAAGACUCUAAAAUCACCAUGGCUGAAGCCGUGACUAUUUCCUCAACAUGCUAUUGCUGCUCUGUGUUCUGUUCCUGUAAAUACUGCUUUGUUUUGGUUUUGUAACAUUCUGAAGAUAUCUAAUUGCUGUGACUGUUCAUUUGUUAUAAACAUUCAUCAGCUUUGGUGGAAAGCACAAGUCUGGAGAGUUAACUGGAGUUUUCAGAUCUUUUAAGUGGUCUUGUGCUGUUAAUGCUGUUGUGCUGUUAAUAGAAAAUUGCAUAAUUGUAUAUAACCUUAUCACCAGAAGCCAAAAAUGAACAUUUUUCUUCCUGUUUUGGAGGUGUACAAGUUAAAUGAAAUGUAUUUGUGGUAACAGACUGCCCCCUAGUGGUGAAUGGCUCAUAUGAAAUUGGACACUUAACCCUAAUGUUCUGUUCUGGUUAAAAUAACACAUUUAUAUUUUACCAAUGC
This is a messenger RNA of Ictalurus furcatus (blue catfish), 5689 nucleotides long. Its product is annotated as NACHT, LRR and PYD domains-containing protein 12-like. Gene Ontology annotation, molecular function: protein binding. The coding region runs from base 625 to 4821 and encodes 1398 amino acids. The transcript has 19 exons. The record is from RefSeq and is a predicted model, not a curated record. NCBI's taxonomy places the organism in Eukaryota, Metazoa, Chordata, Actinopteri, Siluriformes, Ictaluridae.